UUGUGGAAAAUGGCGUCCUCCUGUUCGCAUCUGGUGCGUCAAAUUUCCAAGACUGGACGAUUAUUCAAUAAAAACCUAAAGGAUCCAUGGCGUUGGAGGUAUUUUGGACUCAGUCCUGCUUUUUGUCAAGAACCUGCAGUUGCAGUGUCAGGCUCAGAAGGUGAAAUUGUGAUUCCAAGGAAGAAAACCUGGAGUAAAGACGCUGUGUUGCAGGCUCUGGCAGCCACCGUGAAUAGGGACCCUACGGCCUGUCAUUACAUGUUUCAGGAUGAUUCCUACCUCACACCAAGAACAUCUGGAGAGUUUAAACUGUAUUCUUUGUCCCAGGAAUCAGGCAGAAAUGCAGCUAAGUAUUUCAUUAACACAUACCCCAGGUACUUCCAGAAGGACUUUGCAGAACCGCAUAUUCCAUGUUUAAUGCCAGAGACUGUGGAGCUGCAAAUAGAGGAGGUGUCUGAAGCUGCCCUUGUGGAGCGCAUUAGGCUGAGAAAGGUCAAGGCAGCUGUGGACAUGUAUGAUCAACUUGUGCAAGCAGGCACUCCCGUGUCACUGGAUCUGACCAAUGAUCUACUGGAUCUGAUUUGUCUAUACGGAGAUCGGGAUCCACUACGAGAAGACUCCCCAGAACAGAGAACUGACGAAGUGGGAGAAGAGCAAGAUGACUCAAAGCGGAGAAAGGGACGACCACGAAGAGCCUCUGAGCUACUUACAAUUGUAUGGAGAGAGAAUAAUAAUGCACAGAGGAUCUUUAACACCAUGCCGGAACGGAACAGUGAGUCGUAUGGAGCGCUCAUCAGGGGCAUGGUGAAGUAUGGAGCUUUCUCCAAGGCUUUUGACACAUACACAGACCUGCUGAACAACCGACUGUCUGCUGAUGUGCACACCUUCAAUGCACUGAUCAUCGCUGCUGCAGAAGUAAAGGACAAAUACAGUGAUAAAUGGGAUCUGAUCAUUGACCUACUGAAGCAGAUGGCUCAACAGAAGGUGAAGCCCAACUUGCUGACAUUUAACACUGUGCUGAAGGUACUGCGUCGGUGCGGCUCUUUGGCUAAAGCGCAGGCCUUCCCCGUCCUCAACGAGAUGAAGGCCCUUGGCAUCGGUCCCAGUUUGGCCACCUACGAUCAUAUCCUUGGCAUCUUUUAUAAAGCUGCCACCUCGGCUCAAGGGCACACUGAGAUCCUACAGGAAGUGUUAAAUGAGAUGUCAGGAAAAAGCUUUACUGCCCAGGACCCAAAUGACGUACAAUUCUUCCCAAAUGCGAUGAGAAUUUGCCUGGACAAUAAGGACAUCGAACAGGCUUACAGAGUGCACAGCCUGCUUGAAGUAGGGGACAACUGGCAACUUUUGGGGGAUUCUUAUUACCAGAGCAUCUACUAUGGGCGGUUCUUUAACCUCCUGUGUAUGAUGGAGCACAUUGAUGUGGUGCUAAAGUGGUACAAAGAGUUUAUUCCCUCACUUUAUUACCCCAAUUCUCAAGCAAUGAAAGACUUGCUUCAGGCACUUGACACGGACAACAGAUUAGACCUGAUUCCUCAGAUAUGGAAAGAUAUCAAACGGAUGGGACAUGACAAUAGGAUGGAUCUGCUGGAGCAGAUCCUUUCCCUCAUGGCUCGGGAGAAACAAAGUUCAGAGGUUCAGAAUUCAUUUGCAGAUUGUGCUCUGGACAUUAAAAGACUAUACAUGCAAACUGACCAUGUCAGAGUGCCACUCAACUGGUCAACAAACUCCCUUAGUAGCAUCACCUCCAUCCUGCUGGCAGCAGAAAGGAUACAGGAGGCUGGGGAAAUGUUGAACAUCUUCAAAACCACCAACAGAAUUCCAUCUGAGGACCUGAUGAAUGAGUUUUUUGCCUGUAUAAAGACACACAAUGAUGCGCAGAAGGCUAUCGAGCUGGUCCAGAUCUCUGCGAGUUUUUGCCUGCCUAUCACCCCCCAUCUUAUUGAGAAGGUGCAGCAGGAGUUUGAGCUAACCGAUGAGCAAAAAGUGAUGUUAUCAGAUCUGGAGUCUUCCACACUUGACUGACUGAAAGGCAUUGUGCAUGCUGCGAAUAAUUUAUCAUGUCUUUACAAUAAAAUGUACCUGUAAUAAAAA
This is a messenger RNA of Tachysurus vachellii, 2091 nucleotides long. It is a transcript of the gene ptcd3, whose product is annotated as pentatricopeptide repeat domain 3. The transcript is spliced from 24 exons. Gene Ontology annotation, molecular function: protein binding; rRNA binding; ribosomal small subunit binding. Lineage: Eukaryota; Metazoa; Chordata; Actinopteri; Siluriformes; Bagridae. The coding region runs from base 10 to 2022 and encodes 670 amino acids. The record is from RefSeq and is a predicted model, not a curated record. Gene Ontology annotation, biological process: mitochondrial translation. Gene Ontology annotation, cellular component: mitochondrion.